Molecule: messenger RNA, 2833 nt
Organism: Exaiptasia diaphana
Lineage: Eukaryota; Metazoa; Cnidaria; Anthozoa; Actiniaria; Aiptasiidae
Product: thioredoxin domain-containing protein 5 homolog
Exons: 10
Coding region: 116-1801 (561 amino acids)
Biological process (GO): protein folding
Cellular component (GO): endoplasmic reticulum
Molecular function (GO): protein disulfide isomerase activity
Source: RefSeq, a predicted model, not a curated record
CACCCAUGUAAUCAGACAACACGACUUCUCAAGCUCAAAUCACCAACACAACUUCAUUUUUUAAAACGGACCGACUAAGGACUUUAUAGUCAUUUCGUUCGGUUAUACGGACGAAAUGGACUCGAUAUUAUCUCUAGGAUGCCUUGUUCUCUUCCUGGCUGUGUCAACCGCUCAAGUAGAAGAAUUAAUCGAUUCCAACUUCAAAGAUAAAGUGACAAGUAAACCGUAUGUUAUGAUAGAGUUCUACAGUCCAAAAUGUCCAUAUUGCCAAGCAAUGGCUCCACAAUAUGAUGCGGCAGAGGACAGGCUUKCUAAAAUCCCGGCCAUGCAAAACGCACUUCUAGUAGGAAAGGUUGACUGCACUAACGAUGCGUCUAAAUUAGCAUGUAGCAAUAUUAAAUAUGUCCCUUGGGUAGUAAUGUUUUACAGUGGACAACAAUUUAUGAAAUUUGGUAACCGAUCGCGUGAUGAAGCUGGCAUUGUGCAGUUCGUCAACGAUGCGAUUGCAACAAAGGGACRGGCACCACAGGAGGAUUUUUCAAUGCCAAAAGUCCAACCUGAAAAUACAUGCGAUCAGGGAAAUAUUAACCAAGCCUUACCCGCAGUCGCACCUACAUUGGCCCCAGGACCAACCCCUGAGGCACCCACACCYGUUAGCGUAUUAACUGAURUGAACUUUGAUACUUUUGUAAAGAGCUAUCCGUAUGUUAUAGUAGACUAUUAUACACCAUGGUGUACAGAUUGCAAGCACCUCAAACCAUUAUACGACGAGGCUGCAACAAARCURUCWCAAACAACGCCUUCCAUCAAAUUCGCAAAGGUUGACUGUAAUCAAGGAAACACAGCUACAUUUAUGACAUGUAAAAACUCCGGUCUCAAGUUCUAUCCAUGGGUUGUACUUUUCCAUGAUGGAAGACCACAAAGCUCUCUUAACAUGGAAAACGUCCCCGACGUCAAUGCCUUGUAUAACUUUAUAAACAGAGAUACMAAUAUAAUUGGAGGAGUUAUGGAGCUUGAUGACAGCAAUUUUGACCAGGAAGUUUCUGGUUUGUCUUUGGCUGUUGUUAACUUUUAUGCACCAUGGUGCUUUUAUUGUAAAAAGAUGGCUCCCGUGUAUGAAGAAUUAGCCAAAGACGAACAAGAAGCACACCCCAAAAUUCGUCUUAUCAAGGUUGACUGUAGUUCAACUAACCCUAAAACCAAGGCAAUAUGUGSAAGAAACGAUAUAUCUUUUCUACCAACACUGAAGGUGUUUGAGCACGGUAGAUUUGUGAAGGAAUACGAGGGAGACAAAACGAAGAAAGAUGGUUUAUCAGGUUUUAUAAGUGAUGUUAUCACUCAACAACAACAGCAACAAUCAGUCCGUAGAACAAUGAAAGGCAAAGAAGACGACAAGAAAGAACCUACAAAGAAAAACGUURCAAAAUCAAAAAAGAARACUUUGAAAGAUAAAAACAGCAAAAAAGAUGACAAGAAAAACACAAAGAAGAAACACARAGCAGUCGACGCGGCAAAAAUCCUCAAAAACGUUUUUAAGCAAUUUAGUAAGAAGAUUAAAAGAAAAAAGUCGAAGUCAUCCAAAAAUGAUGAUGAUGACGACGAUGAUUAUGAUGAUGAUGAUGACGAUAGAAGUAAGAAUACAUGGCAACAGGUUGCCAAGGACAUUCACCGAAUAGCAAAAGAUAUGCAUAAACUCACCAAGGAGUUUCGUAGGUCUAUGGAUAAGCAGCCAGCCGUGGACCGGCUGGUCAAAGCGUUUAGGAAAGUCAUUAAGGCUAAAGAGGGAGAAGAAGACAAAUAGAGAAGAACUGGUACUCAAAUACUUUCGAGUUUUGAUUCGCUCGGUGACAGCUGUUUAGAGGUUUUGAAUCAUCACAUGUGACCUUUCAGUAGGCCCGCAUUACUUGUCAAUAUAUUGAUUUUCGUUCUUUGUAACAAUGGUCCUCUUUCCUAAUGACGUCAUGCCAAUUGCGAURGGAUGCAUCAUGGGAUCGACAAAGCACAAACGGCAGCCAUAUUAUUUUGCUUGAACAAUAAGCAUUUUUUUUUCCCACACGCAGUUCAUUGAGCAAAAGUAUACUUAAUGUGCAGCCAUCCUGUUUGAUACUUUUCUAAACCAUCUUUGGGAUUGAGCUGAAGUGAUAGUUUAUCCUUCGGAAUUUUUAUCAAUGAAUCCGCCAUCUUGAUUUUUUAUCGAUACCAUGAUGCACUUCGCCGAAAGAAACAUGGCGUCGUUAGUGGAAAUGUAUAUUCUGUCAUAUAGUAAGGAUCUUACUUCUGAGCUUCGUGUUCCAGAUUUGAGACUGUGAGUUGAUGCUCACAAACCUCUCACCAAAAUAUGUAAUCAUUACAUUUUCCAAGGAAAACUAAUGAAAUUGUCGUUUCAAAUCUCCUUUUUGAUCAUUUAAUGCACAUUUGAGAUUGUCACUGAGCUAAAGCGAGCUCGAACAAGAGUUAGAUAGGUAUAUAAUUUGAGAUUUUUCUCAUUUUAAUCAACUUAAAAGAGUUGGUGGUUAGCUUUCGAUUGAAACUGUUAUGGAAAGCUUUGUAAAGAGCUUGGGAAAGAAACAUUGCAGGCUUGAAUAGAAACUCCUGCAUAAACUACGUGGCAGUCACGGGAUGUGYGUAAGUCACGUGGUAGGGUCAAAUAUUUUAUUAGUAAAUUCCUCUCCCUUUUUAAAACAAUCUUUAUUUUCCCAUUAUGAUUUUAUCUAAAAAAAGACCACGCUAGUGUCGCUAUUGCUAAGAAAUUUUGAAUCAGUGUGUUCGCAUGUAUUUAAUAAUAACUUAUGGCUUUUUUCAGAUGUAAUGAAAUUAAAAUUGAAAUUUUUUA